This is a messenger RNA of Cyphellophora europaea CBS 101466, 1263 nucleotides long. RefSeq lists its product as uncharacterized. Gene Ontology annotation, molecular function: D-mannose binding. Lineage: Eukaryota; Fungi; Ascomycota; Eurotiomycetes; Chaetothyriales; Cyphellophoraceae. The record is from RefSeq and is a predicted model, not a curated record. Gene Ontology annotation, biological process: endoplasmic reticulum to Golgi vesicle-mediated transport; endoplasmic reticulum organization; Golgi organization. The transcript has a single exon. Gene Ontology annotation, cellular component: Golgi membrane; endoplasmic reticulum membrane; COPII-coated ER to Golgi transport vesicle. Bases 1 to 1263 code for a protein of 420 amino acids.
AUGCGAUCUAUACCCGCUCUCCUGAUCACGAUUCUAUCAUUCGGAGCAGGAAGCUCAGCACAAGCCCCACUCGACGGGUUUUCGUUUGGACAUCGUGGACAGAUCAGCCCCAACUCAUUCGCAAUCCCGGGCUUUAACAUAUUAGGAGAAGAAUAUGUCCCGCAGUUGCUCUCAGAUAAGGUGAUUCUAACACCUCCAUACGGUGGCAACAAGAAGGGAGCGCUGUGGACCGAGAACAAGAAUACUCUCAGUGACUGGCAAGUCGACUUUGAAUUUCGCGUGGGUGUUACCGAUCAAGGAAGCGGUAGCUUGCACGUCUGGUACGCUGCCAAUGGCAAGGACACCAUCAGCACCAACAGCAUCUACUCUUUGCAGCGCUUCGACGGGCUGGCUGUAGUUGUUGAUACAACUGGUGGCAAGCAAAAGAUUCGUGGGUUCCUGAACGAUAAUUCUGUCGAAUACAAGUCAAAUCCCAAUGUUGAGUCCCUCGCCUUUGGCCACUGUGACUACACAUAUCGAAACCUCGGAACGCCUUCAAGACUCCGUAUCAAGUCUACUUCCGCCGGUCUCGAAGUCACGAUCGAUGACAAGCCCUGCUUUAGCACCGAUACUGUCCGCCUUCCAACAGAUUAUCACUUCGGCAUCACAGCCGCCUCCAACGACCCACCUGACAGCUUCGAGGCCUUCAAGUUCGCGCUCUCGCCUGCCACGCCGCCCGUCCAGCAGCAACAGCGUGACACCACAGAGGGCCGACAGAACAUCCCUAACCAGCAGCAAGUCAUUGCCCCAGCAGGCAGCAUGGCGGAUCCCAACACCAUAGCGGCCCUCGAGCGCCGCGUCAACGACCUCUACACCCUCGUCGAGCGCACAACCAACACCAUGGCCCAGCAAUUUGAAUCCCUCAACUCCCGCCUCAGCCAGCCUCUCCCAGGCGGCGGUGACGGCAAGUCCGGCCCCACCCAGGCGCAAUUCGCCAGCCUGGACGCCCGCUUGAACGACCUUUCCCGCACGCUCAAGUCGAUGGAAGGCGAACUGAAAUCCGGCGACCACAGCAAGCAGUUCGAGAAACUCUCCGCGCAGAUCGACACCGUGCACAGCGGCGUGACGGAGCACGUGCCGCAGCGACUGCGCGAGUACAUGCUUGCGCACACGCCACGCAUCGGCUUCAUACUGUACAGCUUCAUGUUCUUUCAGACGUGCUGUAUUGCCGCGUGGGUGUGGUACAAGUGGCGGAAGAGCACGAUGCCGAAGAAAUAUCUGUAG